CCUGUCUCCAUAACACUUUGCCGUUCCCUAUGAGUGCUCAUCAGAGAAGAAGGAAUGGCAGUCAGGUGCCUGCCAACGGUGGUCCAGGAAUCAGUGACCUUCAAGGAUGUGGCCGUGCUUUUCACCCAGGAUGAAUGGGCGCAGCUGAGCCCUGCUCAAAGAGCCCUGUACAGGGAUGUAAUGCUGGAGAACUACAGCAACCUGGUAUCCCUGGGACUCUUAGGACCCAAGCCAGAUACGUUUUCCCAGCUGGGAAAGGGGGAAGAAUCGAUGCCGGAGGACUCCUUGGGAGGCUUCUGUCUUGAUUGGAUGACUACACCUGUGAGUAAGAAAUCAACUCUCAAGGCAGAUAUUCCUGAAGGAGAAUUGGGUCAGUGGAUGAUAAAGGAAAGAUUCACUAGAGAUAGUUACUGGAAAUAUGAAACACUGUUGGAAUGGCAGCAUGGAAGCCAGGAGAUAAAGUUGCAGCAAGUGAUGCUUGCUCAUGAGAAAACUUCAUCUGUGGUUGGUGACCAGAAAUGUGAUGAAUCUGGGAAGCACUGCACCAUGAGCUCAUCCUUUGUUCAGAGUCAGGGAUUUCAAUCUAGCAGAAAAGCCUUUGAGUGUAGUGAGUGUGGAAAAGUCUUCACUAAGAGUUCAACCCUCAAUAAACAUCAGAAGAUUCAUACUGAAAAACUUAAUGCAAAUCGGAAAAUUCUUAUUAAAGAGAAGCGAUAUGAAUGUAGAGAAUGUGGGAAAGCCUUUCACCAGAGCACACACCUCAUCCAUCACCAAAGAAUUCACACUGGUGAGAAGCCGUAUGAAUGUAAGGAAUGUGGUAAGGCCUUCUCAGUGAGCUCUUCACUUACUUAUCAUCAGAAAAUUCAUACUGGAGAGAAGCCUUUUGAAUGCAACUUAUGUGGAAAAGCUUUUAUCCGAAACAUACACCUUUCCCACCACCAUAGAAUACAUACUGGAGAGAAACCUUUUAAAUGUAACAUAUGUGACAAAGCCUUUGUGUGCAGGGCACAUCUUACCAAACACCAGAAUAUUCAUAGUGGAGAGAAACCCUAUAAAUGUAAUGAAUGUGGGAAGGCCUUCAAUCAGAGUACAAGUUUUCUUCAGCAUCAGAGAAUUCACACUGGGGAGAAGCCUUUUGAGUGUAAUGAAUGUGGGAAGGCUUUCAGGGUGAACUCUUCCCUUACUGAACAUCAAAGAAUUCAUACUGGAGAGAAACCUUAUAAGUGUAAUGAAUGUGGAAAAGCUUUCAGGGAUAAUUCAUCCUUUGCUCGACAUCGGAAAAUUCAUACUGGAGAGAAACCUUACAGAUGUGGUUUGUGUGAGAAAGCCUUCAGGGACCAAUCAGCCCUAGCCCAGCAUCAGAGAAUUCAUACUGGGGAGAAACCUUAUGCGUGUAAUAUAUGUGAGAAAGCAUUCAGUGACCAUUCAGCCCUCACUCAACAUAAGAGAAUUCAUACUAGAGAAAAACCUUAUAAAUGUAAAAUCUGUGGGAAAGCCUUUAUCCGAAGUACACAUCUGACUCAACAUCAGAGGAUUCACACAGGAGAGAAACCCUAUAAAUGUAAUAAAUGUGGGAAAGCUUUCAACCAGACUGCAAACCUCAUUCAGCAUCAGAGACAUCAUAUUGGAGAAAAGUGAUAUGGAAGAACUUUGAGACUAAAUGUAUUAAUUACUGAAUGCAAGAGAAUUUCCAUUCUACAGAAUAACCAUGAAAGCUUACAUGAAUAUAGUCAUUUUAUUUACUGAGAGUCAAGGUUCACAGUAGUGUGGGUUUUGAGAACUUAAGAAUGGCAAACACUC
Molecule: messenger RNA, 1800 nt
Organism: Lipotes vexillifer (Yangtze River dolphin)
Lineage: Eukaryota; Metazoa; Chordata; Mammalia; Artiodactyla; Lipotidae
Product: zinc finger protein 454
Exons: 7
Coding region: 55-1638 (527 amino acids)
Biological process (GO): regulation of transcription by RNA polymerase II
Molecular function (GO): RNA polymerase II cis-regulatory region sequence-specific DNA binding; DNA-binding transcription factor activity
Source: RefSeq, a predicted model, not a curated record